CACGUAAGCCAUCGCGUUUGCGGCACGCGUUCCAUGGUUAAAUAAUCCCGUCUACAUAUGCACACGAACAAAAAAACCCCUCGUCGCUCUAAUCUCUAUAGAUCCUUCCAAUCUCUAUCGUUCUCUCAUCUUCGUCGUUCCGGAAUUUUUAGCGAUCGUUCUCCGACAAAAGCCAUCUUGGUAGAGAAAAUGGAAGGUGGAGAAACCUGUGACAAAGGGCUUUUAUCAAACAUCACAUAUGGGCUUGUGGGACAUCAAACGGGAUACCCUGUUGAGUGUCCCUAUCCCCCCCCCCCACUUGUGGCAUACCCACCACCAGGAUAUCCUCCAGCAGCUGGCCCAUAUGCACCGUACGGCUACCCUCCACCAGGAUAUCCCCCUUAUGGAUGCCCACCAUCUCGAUAUCCACCUGCCGGUGGAUACCUGCCGGCAGAUGGAUGCCCAGCAGCAGGUUUUCCGGGUGCUGGUCCUUGUGUUCGUCCAUGGCAUGGUAUUCGUCAUACGGCAUCUAUACUAUUUUUUCUAACACUUCUUGAUCUGUUUGCUGCCCUUGUUCAAUCAUCAGAAAUCAUAUGGUCAUGGAGCUAGUAGCAUGGGAGCACCGAUACCUGGGGGUGCGGCUGCUGCUUACGGGGCUCACUCUAUCACUCAUGCGUAUCAUCAUCAUGGUCAUGGGAUGCCCCAUGGAUGCCAUCAUUGUCAUGGGAUGUUCCGUGGAUGCCAUCAUGGCAGGUUCUAGCAUGGCAAUUUGGAGCAUAGGAAGCAUAUGAGGUUUGGGAAGCAUGGAAUAUUUGGAGGGAAACAAUGUAUUAUCAGCAAGUUAUUUGUUAAAGGUUUCAAAUGGUCGACAUUGCUGGUUCAGCUUUAUAUCACUAAUGACUAUUGUAUAGGUUUCUGUCGACUCUAAGAAUAUUAUGACCAUGUCAUCCGUGGACACUACAUAUCUCAUGCAUUAUAUGGUUUUCUGGGUGGAUCUUUUUU
Molecule: messenger RNA, 981 nt
Organism: Elaeis guineensis (African oil palm)
Lineage: Eukaryota; Viridiplantae; Streptophyta; Magnoliopsida; Arecales; Arecaceae
Source: RefSeq, a predicted model, not a curated record